This is a messenger RNA of Lactuca virosa, 650 nucleotides long. Lineage: Eukaryota; Viridiplantae; Streptophyta; Magnoliopsida; Asterales; Asteraceae. The record is from the annotation of a GenBank genome assembly.
CCAGAUCUUUCUCUUCCUCAUCGCCGUCACUCUCUGGCCUUUGAUCGUUACCCGGAUACAUUUUCCGUCGGAAACAAUGGCUGGUCGAGGCAAAACCCUAGCAUCAUCCGGAGCAGCAAAGAAGGCCACUUCAAGAAGUAGUAAGGCUGGUCUACAAUUUCCCGUCGGUCGUAUCGCCCGUUUCUUGAAAGCCGGUAAGUACGCUGAGCGUGUUGGUGCUGGAGCUCCUGUCUACCUUGCCGCCGUCCUCGAAUAUCUAGCAGCAGAAGUGCUUGAGUUGGCUGGAAACGCUGCAAGGGACAACAAGAAGACGAGAAUCGUGCCGAGACAUAUCCAAUUGGCCGUAAGGAACGAUGAGGAACUAAGCAAGCUUCUAGGUGAUGUGACAAUCGCUAAUGGAGGUGUAAUGCCCAACAUCCACAACCUAUUGCUUCCGAAGAAGGCACCCGGUUCUUCUAAGCCAACUGGUGACGACGAUUAGAACGAGAAAGUUGCGUAAUUCACAUCAAAAGCUGGUUUGUUCUGUUGCGGUUAGGAUAUCAAUUUAGGGUUUGUUAUCGGAUCGGUGGUUGUUUGAAUUGUUAGGGGUAGGAUUUUAACUAGUUAAUAUGUUUAUAUAUGUUAAAUUUAAUGAAAAAUCUAUUUUGUUC